AUGUCAUCCUUCACAAACCCCUUUGGGCCCUUUGGCGGCGACGCCUCGACCCCUCCCGACGGCUACCCGGCACAGUACAACUUCAACCGCCGCACCUCCGUGUCGGCCGAGUCGCUGAAGCCCGCCGGCGACGCGAACGACAACUGGACGCCCCCGUCCUAUCCCAAGUCCCAAGAGCAGCUUGAUAGGCUCAGGCGCGCCAUUGGCGGCAACUUCCUCUUCAACCACCUAGACGACGAGCAGAACGCCCAGAUCCUCGGCGCCCUGCAAGAGAAGCCCAUCCCGGCGAAGUCUAUCAAGGUCAUCACCCAGGGCGAUGCCGGCGACUACUUCUACAUCGUCGAGAAGGGCGCCUUCGACGUCUACGUCAACGACAGCGGCGCCCUGCAACCGGGCAUGGACGGCAUGGGCAACAAGGUGGGCACGAUCCAGGCGGGCGGGGCCUUCGGCGAGCUGGCGCUCAUGUACAACGCCCCGCGGGCCGCGACGGUCAUCUCGACGGAACCGGGCUGCACGCUGUGGGCGCUCGACCGCGUGACCUUCCGCCGCAUCCUGAUGGAGUCGACCUUCGCGCGCCGCCGCCUGUACGAGAGCUUCCUCGAGGAGGUGCCGCUGCUGUCGACGCUGACGCCCUACGAGCGCUCCAAGAUCGCCGACGCCCUCGAGACCCUCAAGUUCCCCGCCGGUCACACCGUCAUCCGCCAGGGCGACAUCGGCGAGUCCUUCUACCUGCUCGAGAGCGGCCAGGCCGACGCCUUUAUAGACGGCAAGGACCAGUCGGUCAAGCACUACGAGAAGGGCGACUUCUUCGGCGAGCUCGCGCUCCUGAAUGACGCCCCGCGCGCUGCGAGCGUCGUCAGCGCCACGGAGGUCAAGGUGGCCACGCUGGGCAAGAGUGCGUUUCAGCGGCUGCUCGGUCCCGUCGAGGGUAUCAUGAGAAGGACCAGAUACGAGGGCGUCAAGUCGGGGGUUGAAGACGUCGAUCCCCUGGGUUGA
Molecule: messenger RNA, 996 nt
Organism: Anthostomella pinea
Lineage: Eukaryota; Fungi; Ascomycota; Sordariomycetes; Xylariales; Xylariaceae
Source: the annotation of a GenBank genome assembly